GCUUCGAUUGUCCUCGCGGAAGCAGAGUCGUCGUCGGCCUCGCAAUGUUCUCGACGUUUGCCACCAAGAAGGAUAUUGAUCGGCACGUCAAAACGUCCCUGUCCAAGCUGCCGGAGCAUGAGAAAUACCAACGCGGACUGGCCAUCGCCCGGCAGUACCUGAAGCUGAACGAGUUUGCGAGCGCCGAGCACUGGCUGAGCUGCUUCCUGUCGGUGCAGGAGGACAGUGCCCAGGCGCACAAGCUGCUCGGCCACUGCUACGAGCGCCAGAAGAAGAUCGAGCGGGCCAUCACGUCGUACCAGCGUUCGCUGCAGCUGGAUUCCAAGCAGACCGGGCUGAUUACGGACGUGUGCAAGUUGCUGCUCUCGGAUGACAACUUCAGCAAGAACCUGUCCAAGGCCAAACACUGGUGCGAUCUGGCCGAGUCGGAGCGCAUCAACCACGAGGCGGUGCUCAACCUGAAGCUGAAGGUCGCCAACAAGGACGCGGCCACCGACAACAAGCUGGUCAAGGAGAUCAUCCUGAAGGAGAUUCUGGCCCGACCGAUGGAUCCGGGGCUGAGAAUACGCCUGGUGCAGCACUUUACCGACGAGAAGAAGCUGGACGAUGCCUUCAAGUAUUGCUACGACAUUGAGAUGAAGUUCACGGAGACGUUCCAACAGUCGGUUGAGUGGGCGAAUGCAAUCUCGUCGAUGUUGACGCGUUACGUCGAAGCGAACGCCGCCACGUACCAGUCCAACUGGAGCUACUGGCUGCUCGCGGUGAUGACCCUCGAUCGGCAGAUCUACCUUAACCUGUUGGCGGACUCUUCGCUGCAAACCAUCAAGCAAAGCAAUAUCCGAGAAAUCGCCACCCUUCUGUUCGAGCUAGACCAAACGCUGCGCAAAUUCGCCGAAAAGGGUCGCAAUUCCUGUUCGCACAAGCAGCUCGCCGAGGAGUUCCUGCUGCACUACCGUGGCCAGCUGCUGCUCCAUUCCGCGUCGCUGCUGUUCAAGAACGAAAAGCAUGGUGCGACCAGCAAGGCCCGCGACGUAACUACCAAGUGCUUGCCGUUGCUCUUUCUGGCGUACCAGUGCGGCGUUCCGGACUCGGACGAACCGUGGCUGCGGCACACCAACGACGCCACGCGCCAGCUGGUCGCGUUCUGGAACAAGCAGGCCGCGUUCCGGUGCUGCCAGGCCGGCAGCAGCAUUCUGUCCUGCGUGGACGACAGCGUCGAUGCUUCGGUGAUUGCCCAGAUUCAGAGCGUCACCGAGAGCAAGAUUUGGAACACGGCCGAGGAUUUGGUCAAUCAGGUUCGUCAAUUCUGCGCGGACAUCAACUGGAAGAAGAGCAUCUUCCGCGCGCUGUACAGCAACAACGGGGACCAGAUUUCGAAGAUGUCCUCGUCGUACUUUAUGCAGAACGCUUCGAUCGGCGAGCCGCAGUACGAGCUGCCCAAGCGGGAGCACAUUCAGAUGUAUCUGGAGAUUGCCCAGUAUCUGUGCCCGUCGUCGCUGCCCUACCAAAUCUACCUGGGGCUGGGCGUGGACGAUUUGGCCGAACUGCGCUGCAAGUCGUUCAACGGGUUGAACUUUUCCACCAACAACCUGGACAACUGCAACGUGGAAACGCUCAACCAGCUGGACGUGGACUCGUUUCUGUACUGUGCGAUUUUGGUGGCCAAAAGUUGCCUCGAGGGCGAGCGCAAGUACCAGGACAAGAUGAACAGCGGCAAGCCGCGGAUUCUGCCGGCGCCGAACAUGGUUCCGACGUUGUGCGAGGAGAACAAGGCGGACUGGUGGAAUGCCGCUUGUGCCGUGUUUAAAAAUACCAAAUCGGCAAACUUUUCCUCGAAUAAACAGUUGCUGCAGCACGGAUUGCAGGCGGUUCGCGGUACCGGCACGCCAAUUACGGACGUGAUUGUACUGCUGAAGCUGGGCAAGAUCCUGGCCAAGCGGAUCAACAACACAACGCUGCCGGAGGAGCGGCGCCAGCUGGAGUUGCGGACGGAGAGCGUGUACAAGGCGGGCGUGCUGCUGUGGAAGAUGCGCAACGAGAGUUCGUUCAACAGCAGCAACAUCUUCUUCAAGUACGGCGUUGAUUCGUUCGAGUGCAGCCAGGAGGCGGUCAAGCUCGCGGAGGACGCUCUGACCUAUCUGGCCGGGGUGUACUUCAAGCACGGCCGGUACGAAGAGUUCACGCAGGAUUUUGGCGGCAUUCCGCUGCCAUUUGCGGCGUAUUUCCGCGCGGAGGCGUUCAAGAAGCUGGACGAAUCGAGCAAGACUCCGCUCAAGACGAAGAAGUUCUACAGCGAACGGGCGCGCGACUGUAUCAAGCAGACGCAAAAGUACCUGGAGUUGCCGUACAUUGAGAAGAGUCAUCCGCUGCAUUACGUCGUCCACAGCGAGAUCAAACGCAUCCAGUUCAACGAUUCGAUGGACGGCGGCGGCAAUUUGAACAGCUCGCUGAACGGGUUCGGCAACAGCGGAGCCGAUGACAGCGAUCACUUCCAGUCGUUCAGUUCGUCGAACAACGCUGACCGGUUGAAUCGGUCGGAACGCGAAGUCGCGGUCAACUACAACGCCAGGACCAACGAGCUGGAAAGCUUGAUUCGCAACAUGAUGGAGGUGUUGACCAUUGUUAAAGACGAUGUGCUGAACAUUCGCAAUGACGUCGGAGAUAUUCAGGAGAGGCUGGUCAAGAUCGAGGAUCACAUCCACAAGAAACCGGCAGAAGAUGACGCCGCAACGGCCGCUGCGUUGAACGAUUUGUAUAUUUUGGACGAACUGCAGAAUCCUUCGUACGUGAAUCAACCAAAUUACAACCAGGCACUGCAGCAACAGCUAACGCCCAAUCUACCUGGACGCUUACCGCCAAACCAUCCAGCCGCGGCCGUCGCCAUGCAGCAUCCCAAUCCGUACCAGCAGUUCUACAACACUUCGUAUCCAAUGUACAUGCAGCAGUACGCCGCUCAACAGCAACAGCAGCAGCGUGCCCAAAUGGGAGCCGUUGCUUCUCCAAUGCACAACUACCAGGACAACAGCCUGCUUGUGGCCGCUUCACCCUACUAUCAACAGCAGCAACAACAGCAGCAGCAGACGCCGCAGCCACAACCCCCACCGAUAAUCCCACCGACGGUGCUACCUCCCCAACAACAACAACCCGUCGCACCAAAACCGGCCAACACACUGUUUGAACAGGCUCUGCAAACGCCAACGCUGCUCAACACGUGGAACUCGACGUACAACGCCACCAACUUGCUGCAAACGUCCACUCCGACCAACGCCACCCCGCUCGACAAGGUCCCACCGGUAAACGUGGUCAUCACCAACUCGGAUCCCCUCCCCACAAACAUCUCCGUCGGAACGUCCCAACCGACGUACAGCGUGACGAUUCCACCCCAGCACAUCAAACACAGCGUAAUGAGCAACACCACACCGGCCGUGACUUCGGUCGUUGCGGCGCCCAUCGCCUCCGGCAUCGAGAACAUCUCGCCCGUUGGUCAGCCUCCGGUCAACACCAAGUUCCCCAUUGCAGCGCCAAAGGUCACGAUGCCGACCAUCACGCCGGGCAUGUUCAGCCAAAGCAUCGCCGCUUCUUCGGCGUUUAACGAUUCUGGAGCUGGACAUGGUGCCGCCGCCGAUGAGGACGCAGACGACGAUGAUGCGGCCAAUGUGUCCGGGGAGUACGACCCGCGACCGGAUUUCAAGCCGAUCAUUGCGCUGCCCGAUGAGGUUGAGGUGAAAACUGGCGAAGAGGACGAGGAGCAAAUCUUCUGCGGCCGGUCGAAGUUGCUGCGCAUGGUGGAUCGAGAGUGGAAGGAACGCGGACUGGGCGAUUUGAAGAUUCUGAAGAGCAAUGCCGACCCCAGCAAGUACCGGAUCGUGAUGCGACGCGAACAGGUGCACAAGAUUGCGGCCAAUCACACGAUCACGCCGGAGCUGAUCAUCAAGCCGAUGGAGAAGAACAACAAGUGUUACACCUGGGCGGCGAUGGACUUUGCCGACGAGGAACCAAAGAAGGAAACGUUCUGCGCGCGCUUUUCAACGCCCGAGCUGGCUAAGGAGUUCUUUGACAAGUUUAACCAGGCCAAGAACGAGGUGGCUCGGCUGAGGAAGCCGGAAUCGAUGCCGGCCCCGGCGCCGAUCAAAACGGAAACUCCCAAGUCGAGUGGAUUCAGCUUUAGCACUCCAAAGAGUAGCGACAGCACUGUGAAACCAGCAUUUGGAACGUUGACCUCCAAACCCGUCUUUGGUGCGUCCACCGUGACGACUACGACGCCAACCAGCAGUGCCGCCACUUCGACCGCGUUCCAAGGCUUCAGCUUUGCCAACAAUUACGCACCGCCCAAGCUGCAGACACCUGCUGCAGUGGAGAAACCCGCGGAACCAGCGGCGACCUCUAAGCCAAGUCCGUUUGCUUCGUUCACGUUUGGAGCGAGCGUAGUCAGCAGUACCACUGCCGCGGCAGCAGCCCCGGCGGAUUCCACCAGCAACAAGUCGUUCACGGACAUCUUCAGCAGUCUGAACAAGCUGGCGACGCCGCCGACACCCGCUGCGGCUGCUACGCUGAACACUUCCGGCGCAGGCACCGGUGAAGACGCCGUGGAAGAGUUUGUCCCGACGGCGGACUUUAAGCCCGUCAUUCCGCUGCCCGACCUGGUCGAGGUGAAAACCGGCGAGGAAGGGUUCGACUGUGUGUACGAACACCGCGCCAAGAUGUUCCGCAUGGACAAGGCGGCCAAGGAGUGGAAGGAACGCGGGCUGGGAAAUAUCCGGAUGUUGGUGAAGAAGGACGACAACAACGUGGCGCGGCUGUUGAUGCGGCGUGAGCAGGUGCUGAAGCUGUGCUGCAACCAGCUGAUCACCAAGGACUUGAAGUUUACCGUUUCGGAGAAGAACACCAACACGCUGACCUGGGUUGGGCAUGACUACUCGGAGAACGAGCUGCAGGUGGAGACGUUUGCGAUUCGCUUCAAGACCGCCGACAUUGCGAAGGACUUCCACAACAUGAUCAAAAAGGUGCAGGCGGCCAUGAGCGGCGCCGGUGCCAAGGCUGAAGAACCGAAGAAGAGUGAUAAGAAGGCGGAGCCGGCGGCGAAGGGCUUCGGCGAUAUGUUCAAACCCAAGGCCGGAGCGUGGAACUGCGAGGGGUGCUACGUUUCAAACAAGGCCGACGUUGAGAGCUGUACGGCGUGCGGUGGCCCGAAGGACCCGUCCAAGAAGGUAGCACCUAAGGGAUUCGGUGAUCAGUUCAAGCCCAAGGCCGGAGCUUGGAACUGUGAAGCGUGCUACGUUUCAAACAAGGGUGACGACCUGUACUGCAUGGCGUGCGGUGGACCGAAAGAUUCGACCGUUCCGAAGAAGGAGUCCAAUCUGUUGGAUACGCUGCCAAAGUCGACCAGCAAGUUUUCCUUCGGAGUGCAACCUGCCGCCGCCACGGAAGCUCCCAAGUUUAGCUUCGGCGUACCGGCGGUAGCCGCGACGUCUACGGCCGAUUCGACCAAGAAAGCCGAACCCAAAGGAUUCGGUGAUCAGUUCAAGCCCAAGGCCGGUUCGUGGUCGUGCAGCGCAUGCUACAUCAACAACAAGGGCGAUGACCUGUACUGCAUGGCGUGCGAAACUCCCAAAGAUUCCACCGUUCCGAAGAAGGACAACAAAACCAACAACAUCCUGGGCACCUCUGACACUCCCAAGUUCAACUUCACCACCGGAGGUGGCUUCUCCUUCGGAGUACCACCUGCUACCAACGCGGCGACGCCAACCGCUCCCGCCACUACAACCGGCGGUUUCGGCUCGAUAGGCUCCACCCCCGGUUCGGGCUUCUCGUUCACACCCACCAAAACACCCGCCGUAAGCACGGUGGCAACAAGCGCCACCUCCACCCCCGCCAAGGCCAGCUUCCAGUUUGAGCUGCCCAAGCCGACCAUGUCGUUCGGAUCGACACUGGCCACGACGACGGCUGCGCCCGCCGCCACCACCGCCGAGGACAAAUCGCCCAAGCCGGCCGUGCCGGAAAAGUCCACGUUCGAGUUUGUGUUCAAGCCGAAAUCACCGGGCGGUGGCGGAGUAGGCGGCAAGGCCAAGAGUCCCGGUCGCACCAUCAGCGUCGGGUCGGAAGGUGAAGGUGGGGAAGAGGGCGCUGAUGAGGAGGGCGCUGCGGAGGAGGAGAACAACACCUACUUUACGCCGGUCAUUCCGUUGCCGGAGAAGGUUGAGGUGAAAACGGGCGAGGAGGAAGAGGACGCCCUGUACUCGCAUCGCGCCAAGCUGUACCGUUUCGUGGACAAGGAGUGGAAGGAACGUGGCAUCGGCGAUGUGAAGAUCCUUAAGCACAAAACCAACGGCAAGCUGCGAGUCGUGAUGCGGCGUGAUCAGGUGUUGAAGAUCUGCCUGAACCACGCGCUGGACGGCGACGUGCAGUACCAGAAGAAGGACGACAAGUCGUGGCAGUUUGUGGUGAACGAUUUCUCCGAGGGCACGUUCGAGGUGAUGAACUUUUCGCUGCGCUUCAAGACGGCGGAAAUUGCCGGCGAGUUCCGCGACGCCGUGGACCGUGCGCUCGGGGGUGAAGAAUCGGUCAAGACCCCUAGUGGCGGCAAGCUGAACAGUACACUCGAGUCGACGAUUUCCACCCCGAACAGCAACUUCAACUACUCUCAGCUGAGCGAUAUCUCGCUGGACGACAAGGAGUUGACGACGAAGCUGAAGCUUCCGGAAGGGUUCUUCGACAGUCCGAAGCAGCCGUGCAAGGGCUGCCGAGGCUGCGACCCGGACAACUUCGUAUUCCCAAGCUAUGGAGCGGCAGUGAACGUGGAACUCGUGGACGACAAGCCGCUUCCGGUGAGCGUUGCUCAGGUGAAGAAGGUGCCGGUCGCGCCCAAGUUGAGCAAAUCGCCGAAAAAGGUUAGCUUCAGCGAGCACACCGAGGAGCAGAAAGUGACGAGCUUGUUCGGAUCGGUAGUGAUGCCCACGACGACGGAGUCCAAGUCUUCACCGUUCAGCAUCAACAGCUUUGUCGCGGCGGAGAAGCAGUCCAGCACGGGGAACAUCUUCGGGAGUGUGACCAAGCCAGCGACGGACCAGGGCACGCCCAAGUCGAUCUUUGGUGGAGGUUUCCUCAGCUCAUCCGGAACGGGAUCUCCCGCGAGCGGGUCGAUAUUCUCGUCGUCGCUCAACACCACGCCAAACCCGGUGAUUAAGCCGACUCAGGACGCGUUUAAAUCACCGCUGCUACAGCCGGCGGCUACGUUCGGAGCCACAACGGCGUCAACACCAAGCCUGAACAAAUCCGCCGAAGGUGUGCAGCUGUUCGGUUCCAACUUUGGCACGAGCACGCCCCCCACCCAGAGCAUAUUCGGGGGAUCACCAGCAGCGACGACCACCACCACAACGAACUCAACGGGCCCGGUGUUUGGAUCAGGUGGCAACAUGGGUUCCAAGUUGUCCUUUGGCUCCGUGCCAGGAUCGGACCAGAAGGUGUUCGGUUCUGGGAUAAGCUUUGCCGAUGCCGCCAAGGGCUUCGAUAAGAAGGUGGUGGAGGGGGUCGAAAAGGUGGAACCUCCCAAGGCGGACAUCCUCGAUAAGGCGGACACCGGAAUGAGCUUUGCGUCGCUGGCAUCCGGCUCGGACGGAGGCUUUAUGUGGAACAAAAAGACGCCGGCCAACAGUGGCUUCGUGGGACUGACCGUCAAGGAGGACAUCUUCACGCGGAUGGCCAACAAGAGCAAGAACGACAGCGGAGCAGGUGACGGGGAAGAAAAUGACGAAGCUGCUGGCGGUGGCGAUGAGAACUACGAUCCACACUACGAACCCAUCAUCAAGCUGCCCGACGAGAUCGAGGUGCGAACCGGCGAGGAGGAAGAGAUGAAGCUGUUUGGCGAGCGGGCCAAGCUCUACCGGUACGACUCGGACGCCAAAGAGUGGAAGGAACGAGGUGUCGGCGAGCUGAAGAUCCUGCACCACCCGGGCCGCAACAGCUACCGGUUGCUGCUGCGGCGCGAGCAAAUCUUCAAACUCGUGCUCAACCACGCCCUCAACAGCGACCUGCAGAUCACGCCGAUGAACAACUCGGGCAAGGCGUUCGUGUGGGGCGCCAUGAACCACGCCGAGGAGGGACCCCAGCUGGAGAAGCUGGCCGCGCGCUUCAAGAACGAAGAUCUCGCCGCCUCGUUCAAGGCCGUGCUCGAGCAGUGCCAGGAGAAGCUGCGGCAAAAGCCCGACCUCGAACCGGACCAGGACUAAGGACACGAGCGUCGACGUUGUUGGCAGGAGCAACGCGCGCAGCAUAAGUAAGCUCUAGUUUUUUUCUUUUUCCUAUUAUUUUUUACCAUAGGUGUAAUUAUAUUACGGUGGUCACGUUAUUGUCUGUGUUUUAUGUAUGUUUUAAAACUGUCGGUUAAUUUACUCUAAAAACCCUUGUUGUGUUUAAUUUGGUCGAACCCUGUUGAAAUUUCGAAACAUGCCAAUUCUGCUUACUUCCUUUCGAUCUGUGGAAGAAAAAUCGAACAGACGCAUUAAAUUGUUGGCUAGAGAGAGAGAGAGCUCGCACUUACACCACCCUAUCAAAUACACACCAAUAUACCAAUAAUACAUGCCAGCGAGCAACUAGGUGUUAGUUAUCUCCGCGAAGUAAAGAAAAAGAAGAGAAUAAAAAUAAUCUGAAGUGACAAUCAUGCACGGGAAGAUGAAAACACACACACAAACAAGCGCGCUCGAAGCGAAGCGUGGCCAAGACUGAUUUGUAGCGAAAAAUUACAAUUAAAAAAAAAACUACCAAAAGUUAAUCCCAAAUUCCGGGCAUGCAUUCAAAUGUCUCACUUCAGGUUAGUUUUGCGUGGGAGAAAAAAAAAACACACACACAUCGUUAAAUCUAGCUUAGCACGUAAAAAUUAAAGUAAACAAAUACAACGCGGAAAGCGAACGCUUUCCACCAGACGGGUUGUGGUAGGUUCAUGUUUGUGUUUAUUUUGUAACGCUGUUCCAAGAUUGAAUUUCCCCCCGCAUCCGGAGCAACAACAUGCCCGAAAGAGUCAGCACAACAAUAAAUCUGUUUAGCUGUA
Molecule: messenger RNA, 9043 nt
Organism: Culex quinquefasciatus (southern house mosquito)
Lineage: Eukaryota; Metazoa; Arthropoda; Insecta; Diptera; Culicidae
Gene: Nup358
Product: E3 SUMO-protein ligase RanBP2
Exons: 6
Coding region: 45-8225 (2726 amino acids)
Biological process (GO): intracellular transport
Cellular component (GO): cytoplasm; nuclear pore
Molecular function (GO): protein binding; GTPase activator activity
Source: RefSeq, a predicted model, not a curated record